GUACAACAAUACGUGAAAAAAAUCAAAACAACUAAAACCGUCACCUUUGUUUUCAUCGGUCCACUUCACUACAAAAAUGUCCUACUAAACACUUUUCAAUGUAAUUCGCGUUUUAAUGCAUAAAGCCAUCUCCGUUUGAAUACAGUAUAAGUACGAUAAAAAUUGCACUCACCCAUACCACAUGUCGAAAAUACCGAAAGCAGCAUUGAGCCUGAAGCAGUUUAUGCUUCGGCAAGAAGUGCUUAAACUGUACCGUACUAUAUUCCGUACCAUCCGGCAAGUUCCAGAUGUCAGCAGUCGACGAGAGCUACGGGACUGGGCAAGGGCUGACUUUCGUAAUAACAGGAACCAAACGGAUGAACUGGCCAUCAAGAUGUUGUUGCAGCAUGGUAAUCGGAAUUUAAAAGAACUACAAACCAGUCUCGAACUAAGUGGAACUAGAACGGGCAGCAAUUCGGACGAGAAGCACAGCUAAUCAAACAGCCAACCCGCCAUUAGAGAUUGCAACUGUUUAUCACUAGUUCAUGUAUUGAGAGUUACAUAGCUUAGUUCAAUAAAUUACAAACGUCGGACAUCAACCGUCCGUUACUGUG
Messenger RNA from Anopheles funestus (African malaria mosquito), 593 nucleotides. Its product is annotated as LYR motif-containing protein 2. Gene Ontology annotation, cellular component: mitochondrion. Bases 182 to 475 code for a protein of 97 amino acids. NCBI's taxonomy places the organism in Eukaryota, Metazoa, Arthropoda, Insecta, Diptera, Culicidae. The transcript is spliced from 2 exons. The record is from RefSeq and is a predicted model, not a curated record.